GAAGGGUAGAAGGUUGAGAAGUCAAGUCUGUUGAGGGAGAAGGAGAAGGUGGGUUUGGAUGGAUUAGAAGGGGCUGGUGGGUGGAACAAGGCAUGUGUACGGCGUGGGGCAGGUGCACAGAGAAGGGUCCGUCUACGGUGCAGAACUUGUCCACGAUGCAGGGCCAAUGCAUAGGGGGGCCGCUUACGUACGGUGUUUGGUUUUUGUUUACCUCGUGCAGUCGUGCGUGGAUUGAUGGUUAUUUUGGACUACUUGGUAGCCAUGGCUAAUGGGAUAGAGGAACUUUGUUCCCAUAUUUUCUUGAUUUAUGGUGUUUGGUUUUUGUUUGUUUCGUGUGGGUUGUUGGUGUUUUGGACUACUAUUUUCUUGAUUGGAGCUGCUAGAUUGCUAUUCCAUUUUCUUGAUGGUGGUAAGCUGUCAUGGUGUUUGUAUGUUAUAAUUGUAUAAUUAAUGCUCAGGAGACGUAUCUGGUUUCGUGGUCCGACGAAUUUAAACCUCAUAAUAAAGUGCAUGAUUUGAA
Molecule: messenger RNA, 520 nt
Organism: Rubroshorea leprosula
Lineage: Eukaryota; Viridiplantae; Streptophyta; Magnoliopsida; Malvales; Dipterocarpaceae
Source: the annotation of a GenBank genome assembly